Eimeria tenella is the source of this 4257-nucleotide messenger RNA. RefSeq names its product CAM kinase, SNF1 family, putative. The transcript is spliced from 8 exons. Gene Ontology annotation, molecular function: ATP binding; protein kinase activity. Gene Ontology annotation, biological process: protein phosphorylation. NCBI's taxonomy places the organism in Eukaryota, Apicomplexa, Conoidasida, Eucoccidiorida, Eimeriidae. Bases 1 to 4257 code for a protein of 1418 amino acids. The record is from RefSeq and is a predicted model, not a curated record.
AUGGAGCCAAUACUGCACCAACUUCAGCAGAUUCAGCAAGUGCAGCAACUGCAGCAGCUGCACCAGCUGAAGGGAAGAACAGAGUUGCCCCUGGUCACUGGUGCCACUCGCCUCGUUUCUAUCGAGGUUGAUCCUCCUCCUGGACUUGAUCUGCACAGUAGACCCAAUCACACCCGUGAUGUCAACACGAAAUAUGGCCUGGACUCCCGUCGCGGGAUCGGCCACCAACGCGGAGUCGAUCCAAAGAGUGGAGCCCACGUCAGGGGCCCUGAGGAUCCCCCAGGACCCCCGUACCUUUGCUGCUGGGUGAAUGGAGAGUCGAACACUCCCCUCUUUGUGAUUCCCCUCAAGGGUUCUCGCGUCGUGAACAAUAUCACAGAAUUAGGGCCAUGCCUGUACAUCAUAUCUUCAGCUGGAGAAUUUGAGUUUCAGUGCCCUUCGCGUCCUGUGUGCUCGCGUUGGUUGGAAAUUCUCAAAAAUUUAGGAGUCUCUAUUUUGAAAUUUACGGAUCUAUACCGCCUCGUCGAGUUCAUAGGAGAGGGCAGUUUUGCCAAAGUUUACGUCGGUCAACAUUUGUUCACUGGGGAGAACGUGGUGGUGAAGGCAGUAGACAAAAAGAAGGUGCUGGAAUCCAAUGUGUACACAGAAAUUGAAGUACUGCGCAAGGUCACACAUCCCUACAUAAUGCGACUCUAUGCAGCCUAUGAGCAAGAGGACUUUGUUUGUUUGGUGUUGGAGUACCUGCGCGGUGGCGAACUUUUUGAAUACUUAAGUGUCAAUGGGCCUUUCAGUGAAGACCAGGCGCGCUUUGCAAUCAGACGAGUUCUACUGGCCCUGCAAGAAAUUCAUUCCAAGGGGGUGGUGCACAGAGACCUGAAGACGGAAAACCUGAUAAUAGAAAACCCUGCUAAUCCAGCGUCCAUCAAACUAAUCGACUUUGGGCUGGCUGCCACCGUCGGCUCUCCAGCAAUGAAAAUGAGAUGCGGCUCGCCUGGAUACGUUGCUCCAGAAAUUCUCCAAGAUUUGCCAUAUGGGCCUAAAGUAGAUGUGUUUAGCUCGGGAGUUAUUCUGUUUACUCUUUUGGCUGGCUUUCCUCCAUUUAGGGGACAGAAUGUUAAGGAGAUACUGAAAAGGAACCUCAGGUGCCAGCUGGCAUUCACUCACCCGACUUGGAGUCGCAUCAGUCACUCCGCCAAAGAUCUUAUUGGCUGGAUGUGCUCACGACAGCAAGCGCGACGCUGUGCUGCAGUGCAGGCGCUUACACAUCCUUGGUUUUACAGGAUACCUAGACCUAUAGGUGGUGCUGCAGACACUGGUGCAAAGCCACCAGUGCCGGCAGCAGCGGCAGUAACAACUGGGCCAAAGAUUGAUGCACGAAAAUCGCCUUCGACGGGACCGGGGGCAGCAAAAGCAACGGUAGCAGUAGCAACCGCUGUAGCAGCAGGAGCUUCACGACCACUUGCGACGGCCUCGACGCCGAAGAACAUGCAACAGAAAUUGCAAGCGCAGCAUCAACCGCAACGUCAUCUUUACCAAGACCAUCACUACCAGCAGGAGCUGCUUGAGAAGCUUCACCAGGAGCAGGAGCAGCAGCUUUCCACUUCAUUUGGUGAACAGCAGAGCAACUGCUCGGGCCGGCUGAAGCAGCCCAGACAGGGGCCCCGCGGGAAGCCCCCUGAGUCAGUGAUAUUAGAGCAGCACAAAGAUACCUCAUUCUUCAACAGCGCUCCUCCAGGGGGUCCCCACCGGUCUGACGCGGAGAAGGGGAGAGACAACAGCAUAAUUUUAGAAGGCAAAGACAGUCAAGACGAUGCUUAUGUUCGCAGUCUCCGGCGCAAGCAAGCAGUUUCGAAAAGGUCGUCCGGUGCAGCAAAGACUGCAAGGGGGGCUUCCCCACGUGAUGAACGUCCCGAAUCAGUAACAGCAGCAGCAGUAGCCGAUCAUUUUUGUUCGAUGGAGUGCGAGGAGAAAGACGUUGGCUAUGUAUUCACGUCCAAAGCUUCAGCAGUCGAUCCACCCCCAGCGGCAGACGCGGCAGUAGCAGCAGCGGCGGCAACGGCAGUGACAGCAGCAGCAACUGCUGGCGUUUUGGCCGCAGCUGCUCGCUUGUCUCUGCACCAGCAGCAGGAGCAGGAGCAGCAACAUAUCGCUAUCUCUUCGUGCUGUAGCGCCGUACCCCCGGUUCCUUCGCUCCAGUUGUCAUCAGCAGCAGUAAGGGCAUCGAGAGCCCCGGCCGCUGAUGUGAUAUGUGAGCUGAUCCCGACAGGCGGCAAUAGCAGCAAGAGCAAGGGGCUUCUCACUCCCUGUUCCUCAACCUUCUUAGAAUGGAGGGGACUUCCAGCAGAUGUCUUAGAGACACCAGCUUAUCUCCGUUGUGAGAAGAGCGCCACCGCUGCAGCAACAAGUCCAGCAGCAGCAACGGCAAACGCAGCAGCAACAGCAGCAGCAUGCGUAGAAGCGCAAAACCCUACGGCUGAGGAGGAUAUACGUACUCGCAGUCCUACAUCAAGCGACUCAACAUUCGCCUCUCCAACAGCAGCGGCAUUUGGCCGCCUGUGCUUGUCCCCCAUAUCUCCCUAUUCUAAUGCAGACCCAAGGGAGAAACCUCAGAAUAGUUAUGUCCAAGACAACAGCAACUGCUUAUCUGGAUCUUCCGAUUAUUCUGGCAACACGCCCUGCAGAGACGCUCAAAAUUUGGCUCCAACAAGUCCGAGCUACCAACGAGCUUAUCAGGUGCCGCUAGAACGCUUCGCCGAUGCACCAACUGAGGAGCAACUGAGUGACCCUUUCGCGCAUACUUUUAUGUUUUCUGUUGAGCUUAAGGGAGAAGAAAGUACAAAAAUGCUUGAGGUCCAGAAUGUGGCAGAACGGUUUGCUCCCGACACAGCCAGAUCAAAGACCUCCGGGGAGCCCAAGAAGUUAGGGGAUAGAGAUAGCGGGCGUGUUGACUAUGCUGACGAGGGAAGGAGUUUGGUGGGCACAUUAGCGGACCCCCAAAAGGCAUCAAACGAUUUUCAUGGGUCGCGAUCUUGUCAAGCUGGUAGGCCUGCUGCGAUGGAUGGUUGCUACUCAGCUCCUCCACAAGACAACCAACAGCAGCAUCAGCCGCAGAUAAAUCAGCAGUUGCAGCCGAUCGUAAAGCAAACUCUCGUCACCGUGCCCAACGCAGGAGACGGCCUUCUAAAUAGACCGAUGAAUGUGGAGCCCCACCAGAGUCGCCCCACGGCAGAACUCUGUAAACCGUGCUGUACAGAGGAUAACUGUGGAAGUUGCCAGCAAGGCUCCUCGAACAAUAAUGGAAGUCAUUUCACACCUGUGAAGAAUGAUAUUUGGGAGAAAGAGAGUUCUCGUCGAAGUUCCGAGGAUUCAGGUUGUCGGAGCCCCUCCGCAGAUGAUAUGGAGCAUCAAAAGACACGAAAGCGAUGUCCUCAAACUGAGGCCUCCCAGUUUUGUGCAGACCAGCAGACCCUUCCGGAGGGCCAAAAUUCCGGCUGGACGGAAGGGGCAAAUGCCAUUGUGGGGGAUUCUCAAUGCAGGGGUAGUCCAUCCUCCUCGGAUGGCUCCCGCACGCUGCGCAUGCAGGUUUCACGGAAGAUACGUGCUCAUCGCUACCUUGUCCCUGGACCCCAGAGCUUGGUGAGAAAUACCACACGAGCACUAAAGAAGUCCACUGAGGGCAUCAUGAGGCCUUUAGCGCCUCCUCGCAUCUGUGAAGAAGACGGGCCCCCUCAAGAGCCCUCCAGUACAGCCAGAGACCUGGAAGCAGCCAAGGCGCAACUUCCAAAGGGCGUGGGGGGAGGCAGCGUCAGUAAAACAAAAGAAAGAGAUGAGUACUACCGCGAUUUCAAAGAGCUGCACCCCGCUUCCAGGAAGGGCUCUGCGCAGUCACCCACGGACGUCCAUCGAAGAGGCUCAACGCGGAGGCAUCCCGCUGUUGAUCUCGGGGUUGCGACAAUAGCCGAUGGCACAACCAGUUCCAACAGUACCUACGAACGGUCUCUGCAGGUCCGCAGCACCAGCAAUACCAGCACGAGCACCAGCAGCAGUAGUAGCAGCGGCAUUCGCAGCAGCAGGAGCUGCAACAACAAUAGUAGUGGUAAGAGUCGGAGUGUGCUGCCCCUUCACUCUGUGCAGUUUCGCUUGUCUGAGAUAAUGGCUUUGCCGUUCCUCAAUAAAGUUGCUUCGGCUUUGGGCGCUCGCGACUGGUUGAGGGCAAAAGUACAAAGCAGCCCCAGGAACCCUCAGGAGCAGCUCUAA